AUGGCCGCCAGGAAGGAGCCCGCGAGCGGGACGUGGCCCACCGCCUGGCAGCCGCGCCGGUCCCACUGCAGCACCCUGCGCACCGCGUUGCGCCCGUGCCGGCCGGGGCAGUGGUCCUCCUCCUGCCCGUCGCCCUCGCCCUUCUCGCCCUCCUCGCCCUUCGCGCCCUUCUCGCCUCGCUCGCCCGCCUCCUCCUCCUCCUCCGCCUCCUCGUGCACUUGCACUUCGCCCUCGUCCUCUUCCCGGCCCCGGCCUCGGCCCCGGGCCCGGCCCUCGCCGGGGGCGGCGCGGCGCGGAGACGGCUGGCGCACCACGGGCGGCUCGGGCGCGGGCGCGGGGGGCGCGGGCGCCGCGGGCAGGCGCUGGAGGCUGCCCGUGCGCGGCGGCCGGGCGUCGUGGUGCACGGACACCGACACGGUCACGGUGCGCCAGGCCUGGCUCUGCGUGAGCGGGACCAGGCAGGGGGGCUCGUCCUCAUCCGAGUCCGAGUCCGGCUCCGGCCCCGCGCCCGCGCCUAAGUCCUCGCCGGGCGGCGCGGGCUGCGCUUCGCCGGGCACCCCGCCCCUCUCGUCCCGCUCCUCCUCGGACUCAGCCUCGGCGGCAUCGGGGGCCGGGGGGACGCGCUCCCGGGGCCCUCCAGGGUGGCGUGUGCCCCGAGGGGUGGGCUCCGCGCCGGGCUCGCCGCGCCUGCGGCCGGGGACGGAAAAGUUUGCUAAGUGGCGCGCGGCUCAGCCCCGAUGCCCUCAGCCCGAACGCCCCGAGCCCACCUGGGCACGCGGGGGCCCCCGCGGGGUGCCCGCCGCGCGGUCGGCUGCUCGGCGAAGUUUGCUCGGCUCAGCCUCCGGGGCUCCGGAACGGGGCGCCGCGGCGCGGCUGCGGGGCCCGCGGCGGGGCCGGCGAGGCUCCCCCGCGGGCGGAGAGGCAGGUGCGCGGCCGGCCGGCGGCUCCCGGGGCGGCGGCGGCGGCGGCGGGCCCGCGGGCCGGGAGGAGCUGCGGGGCGCGGGCGGAGCCGGGCGCCGCUCCGGACCCUCUGGCGUCCAGGCGUCCGCGAGCUGCGCGGCGCGGCUCUGCCCCGGGCUGCGUGCGUGCGCGCCGGAGGGAGCCCGAGUGGAUGUUCCCUCCGGGGCGCGCCACCUCCCGCCUGGUCCCCAGCCAGCUGGCGAGGCGGCCGAGGCAGCGCCUGCUGCAGACCAAGUGCGGCUCGGAGCGCACGCCCAGGGCGCCCGGGAGCGGCGAGCGGGCCCGCCGGGGCUGGCGGGGUUCACUCGGGGACGGGUGCUGCCCGAGGGGGGGCCGGGAGCCGAGCCACCCCCGAGUUGGGGCGGAGGCCGGAUGGGAAGAGGACCCGGGCUGCCGGGAUCCUUCCCCAAGUGCGCACACACAGAGUUGGAAGCACCCAGGGCCCAGGGCGAGAAACGGGGCUCCGCGGGCUGGGGGCGUAGGGGAGACCGGGGGAGAGGGACAGGCCGAAGCGGGGGCGGCCACGACCCCCUGCCUCCCCGGCCACCGGGCGCAGGCGCGGGGCACUGUUGGGGUAGCGCGGCCUUAGCCCCUCGGCCCCCUGCGUGGCCCAGCGCCCGCCGCCAGAGCCGGGUCCCCCCAGAGGACAGCACGGCCGCCACUCAGCGUGGAGACCCGGGGCCCCCCGAGUCCCCCUGCCCGGGACGCUCCCCGUCACUUGUCCGAGAAACAUCCUCACAGCCUUUGGUGUUUGGCCCGGGCGCGCCAUGCGCCCCGCACCGCCUCGCUCACGCCCCGCGCCCCGCGCCCCCGGCCGGGCGCCGACCCCGCCAGCGCCGCCGGGGCCGGGCACCCAGCGCCCAGCCUCCGGCCCUGCGGGGGUGCCCCGCACCCCAGGGGCGGGCAGGGGGCGUCGUCCGCCUCGCGGCCCGGGCUCGCGGAGCUGGGCGCGGCUGGCUGCGGGGCUGGGCGGGACCCCAGGCGGCCGGGAGGAGCUGCGGGACGGACGGGAGGAAAGAAGCUUCGAGAACAAGCGCCGCCCCGCCGGGGCGCGCGCGCCAUGGCCUCCAGGAGUUGGGCCGACCCACGAGUUUGCAGCCCGCCCGCGCGGCCCCGGCAGCGGCCUCCGCGUCGCCCCGUUUCUCACGGAAACGCGGGGUGUCUGCUUGGACAGCUGGGCUCCGCAGCGCGGCUCGGCCGCCCGCGACCCCGGCCAGGACCCGGCCGGAGGCCUCGCGCGGGGAGGACGGCGGCGCGGGGCGCCCCAGCCCCGGGGGAGCUCAACGCCCUGGCGCCUCCGGGCAGGGGGUGCAGAGCCGCCAUCGCGAGGGCUUGGCGGGCCCAGGGCCCCGUGGGAGGGAGGGGCUGGGGCGGCGGCAGGGGCUCCCCCAGUUCCAGCAGUGGGGAGAAGGGGAGCUUGGUUCAGAGCUCGUGAAAGUCCAGGUGACGCGGCAAGGACCGCGGCAGCCGGGCCCGGCCGGAGCCCUUCCCGCGAAGCCCUCCCGGCCCCUCGACGCCCCUUCCCCGCCAGAAGCCGCCAGAGGGCCCGGCCCCAGGCCCGAGGAUCCCGGCCACUCCGGAGGGAAGGGGGGCGGCCACUCAGCCGGCCCGGGACGAGCCUUGGAGCCUCCGGGCUCCCACUGA
This is a messenger RNA of Perognathus longimembris pacificus (Pacific pocket mouse), 2604 nucleotides long. RefSeq names its product collagen alpha-1(I) chain-like. The transcript has 5 exons. The record is from RefSeq and is a predicted model, not a curated record. Bases 1 to 2604 code for a protein of 867 amino acids. NCBI's taxonomy places the organism in Eukaryota, Metazoa, Chordata, Mammalia, Rodentia, Heteromyidae.